GAUCUUCUUCUGGAAUAGAAAAGGCACCACCCCUCUUCUGAAGCAAUCUCCUUCUCUUAUUUCUUCACCCCGGGCCCAAAGCAGGUGAUUUGAUAAGCUGGUAGAUUUAAGAACCCUCUUGGGAAGACAACAUUCAGAUCUUCUGGCAAAGGCAGUUCUUCUGGUAAAUAUAGCACAGAAGAGGUUUUUGGGAUGUCUGAAUCCACAUCAGACAUUAUGGAGUUUAGCGGGACUCAUCAAGCCUUCCGGGACCGCUGGGCGAAGACAGAUGAUGAGAUGUGCAAGCACAGUAUGUCUUUUCACUUGCACAACACUCUGAGGAAGGAGUUUUUCGCCAGCUACCUGUAUCUCCUGGAGCAGAUUCCUCUGGUAAAACUCUAUGCCGUGACUUGUGAGUACAUUAAAGGGGAGAAGCAGUUUUACUACAGGGCACAGAACUUCUACAAAGAUGUCCCGGCAUCCGAAGAGGGCAUGAUGGGAGAUUUCGUGGAGAUAUCAGAGAUUGACCUUGAGGGAUCAAGACAGUUCCUAAAGAAGUUUGUUGGUCCGGGAAAGGCGGGCACCAAGCGUGCGUUAGACUGUGGCUGUGGAAUUGGUCGAGUGUCUAAAGGGGUUUUGUUUCCUGUAUUUGAAUGCAUGGAGAUGGUAGACAUGAUGGAAGAGUUCAUCCUUCACGCUCAUGAAUGUUACCUUGGAGAUUAUGCAGACCGGGUGGAAUCCUACUUCCUUUACAAUCUGCAAGAAUUUAUCCCAGCUCCACAAAGAUACGAUGUCAUCUGGAUGCAGUGGAUUGCCUGUCAUCUUACUGAUAAAGACCUGAUGGAGUUUUUAGCUCGUGCUAAAGAAAGUCUGAAGCCCAACGGUGUGAUCAUUAUUAAGGAUAACAUGGCACGACAGGGCUGCAAGCUGGAUCCCAUCGACAGCAGCAUUAUUCGCCACCUGGACAUCAUGAAGAAUAUCAUUCAGGCCGCAGGUCUCACCAUACUGGACGUGGAGAAACAGGAGGGGUUUCCUGAGGUCAUCGUACCUGUAUGGAUGAUUGCCAUGCGCUGACCCACCGAAUGAAGAGGUGGUUUAAAGUAACGAGUUUUGAGUAUUUAUUCUCAAUGCUUUUAAUGCACUUAGUUUACAUUCUAUUUUUUUAAUGCACAUUUAAUUCCACUUAGCUUCCAUUUACCAGCUAAUAUGUAAAAUACUAUUAACUUAUUUUCGAUCUAUGAAAAUCUGUGUUUUUUGGAAACAUACAUUUCCCCUUUGGUAUUCAAACUACUACACUGAAAAAAUUAUUCAUUGAAUUUGCAAAUGAAAAUUUGCAUUGAAAUUUUUUACGGUAAGUAUUUUAUUUACGCAAAUAAAUUAUCUAAAUUUAGAUGUAUGCCUUUAGUUGAACUUACUCAAUUGUUUUUAUGCCUUAAAUUGAGUUUAUCUAAGUAAAAAUAAGUAGAAUUCACCAAUGCUACUAUUUUCUAAUCAUGUUACUGUUAGUUUUACUUAAAUCUAGAAAUAAAAAAACAGAAACUCUUUCAAAUACUAAUAUAACAACAUAUUAAACAUGAAUAAGUCCCCUCUUUUUUAUUAAUUUAAUUAAAAAUGCAUAAAAUAACCCUUUAUUUUGAUAUUUACUCUCAUUAUUCAGUCUCAUGCAAAGCAUGCUGGGAACUGGAAAUCCCUGCCCAGUUUUAGCAAUAUUUCUUCUUUAUUACAACACAAAUUACUCAUGUAGUCCCAACUUAAAGGG
Misgurnus anguillicaudatus (oriental weatherfish) is the source of this 1738-nucleotide messenger RNA. RefSeq names its product N-terminal Xaa-Pro-Lys N-methyltransferase (gene ntmt2). Gene Ontology annotation, molecular function: N-terminal protein N-methyltransferase activity. Gene Ontology annotation, biological process: N-terminal protein amino acid methylation. Gene Ontology annotation, cellular component: cytoplasm. NCBI's taxonomy places the organism in Eukaryota, Metazoa, Chordata, Actinopteri, Cypriniformes, Cobitidae. The record is from RefSeq and is a predicted model, not a curated record.